Molecule: messenger RNA, 5522 nt
Organism: Salvelinus fontinalis (brook trout)
Lineage: Eukaryota; Metazoa; Chordata; Actinopteri; Salmoniformes; Salmonidae
Product: forkhead box protein O1-A-like
Exons: 4
Coding region: 339-2537 (732 amino acids)
Biological process (GO): regulation of transcription by RNA polymerase II
Cellular component (GO): nucleus
Molecular function (GO): DNA-binding transcription factor activity, RNA polymerase II-specific; RNA polymerase II cis-regulatory region sequence-specific DNA binding
Source: RefSeq, a predicted model, not a curated record
GUCUGUUACCAGUUUACUUCGUAGGAUUUACAAAGGUAAUUUAGUAUAACCGUGAUUGACACUGACAGUAGACAUCGACAAGCGUGAUAUACAUGCUACGAACAGAACACGGAUACACUUUAACUGUAACCGCGCAGUUUUAGAUAAAGGAGCUAAAAAAAAAUAGAAAUUGUAUUACUUCAUCGUAAACCACCGGCCGUUAUCAACCAGUGCCUUCUAUCAGGGAGUUCGUGAAGAAGUGACGACGGUUUCUACACUUUUACAUUUGGUGCCUGGACUGGUCGAGUCAUUGAGUGUCUUUAUGUGACAGUUGCGCUAUUUGCCCGUUUGCUUUCGAGAUGGCAGAAUUACCACCGACGCAACAGUUGGUUGAUAUUGACCCGGAUUUCGAGCCGCUCUCCCGCCCCCGGUCAUGCACCUGGCCUCUGCCUCGACCGGAGUUCAUCGAAGCCGCCAGCUCGAACACAUCUUCACCGGCGCCUUCAGUCAAGCAGGAGCCUGUCGAAUACAUUAGUAACCUCAGUUUGUUAGAGGAGUCAGAGGACUACCCGGAGGAUGAGAAACGGCUCGUUUUGUGCAAUGAUUUUCAAUGCCAGGAGAAAUGCAUACACCAGCAACAGCAGCAACAACAUCAUCCACAGCAGUUACAGAAACACCCGGGUACUCUGCUGCCACACCAGCAACAGGUGCCCCCGCUCUCGUCCCCCGUCGGGUCGAAUUCGGUGGCGGCUGCCGCUGCUGCGCAGAGGAAAAGCAGCUCGUCGCGUCGGAACGCGUGGGGGAAUAUGUCCUACGCGGACCUCAUCACCAAGGCGAUAGAGAGCGCACCCGAGAAGCGACUCACCUUGUCUCAGAUCUAUGACUGGAUGGUGAAGAGCGUGCCAUAUUUUAAGGAUAAAGGAGACAGUAAUAGCUCUGCAGGUUGGAAGAACUCCAUCCGCCACAACCUGUCCCUCCACAGUCGUUUUGUUCGUGUGCAGAACGAGGGGACGGGGAAGAGCUCCUGGUGGAUGCUGAACCCCGAGGGAGGGAAGAGCGGGAAGUCCCCCCGACGUAGAGCUGCCUCCAUGGACAACAACAGCAAAUUCACCAAGAGCAGAGGACGGGCUGCCAAGAAGAAGGUGGCUCUCCAGGUGGAUGGGGGUGCAGACAGCCCGGGAGGCUUCCAGUACUCCAAGUGGCUCGGAAGCCCCAACUCCCAUAGCCACAGCAACGACGACUUCGAGGCCUGGACCACCUUCCGGACGCGCACCAGCUCCGACGCCUCCACCCUCUCUGGCCGUCGCUCUCCCUUCCUGGAACAGGAGGUCGACCUAUCAGAGGCUGACGUCCACAUGGGCUACCCCGGAGGGGUGGGGCCUAAAAUGACCUCCAUGGCCACCCUGCCUAGCCUAUCAGAGGUGGGCCUGGCCGACUCCAUGGGUGGUCAUCACCACGGCCACCACGGAACAGAGAACGUGAUGGAUAGCCUCCUUGACAACCUCAACCUGCUGUCCCCCAAGAAUCAAACCCAGCUGGGGGUAGGCGGUGGUCCUGGGUCUGGGCCUGACUCCUCCCGGUCCUCUCCCUCCUCCAAGCUGCAGAACAGCCCUUAUAGCUCCCCCUCCAUGACCCCUCACCCCCAGCCCCAACAGCAGGACUAUAGGAAGUGCCACUACGGCCAGGCCGGGCCAGGGAUGAAUAGCCCACAUCUCUCUCCCAUCCCCAUGCAGACGCUGCAAGAGAGCAAGUCGCCAGGGUCCUUCGCACCCUUCCUGAGCCAUUACAACUGCCCUGCUGGGCUACUCAAGGAGCUGUUGACCUCUGACGUAGCCGACCCUCAUUGUGGUGGGGAGGCCAUGCCCUCCAUGGAGACUGUAGUGUCCCAGUCUGGGAGAGGAGGAGGAGGGCGGAUGCUUCCCAACUACAGCAGCCAGGUGCAGGUAGGACAGGUAGGGGGGCACGGGGGCGUGAAGAUAAUGAGUCCCCCACCUCAGCAACACCCACAGCACCCUCAGUCACAUCCUCACCCUCACCCGCGGCCCCUCCACAGCCAGGGCCCUCCCCUCUCUGGGCCCUCCAUGAACAGCUGUGGCCUGAUUCCCCUGACCAGCCUGAACCACGCCGGAGGCCCAGCCCGUCUUGCCAGCCUCAGGACACACAUCCACCAGCUACAGCAGCAGCCACGCGGUGGUGGUGGGGGUCACCCAGCCUCAGGCCACCAAAACCACAGUCCCCACCACAGCGGAGCUCCUCCACCCAGCUACGGCAGCAGUGCUAAUGGUUAUGUGAGGCCGGGUCUAGGCCACGGCCACAGCUCUGCUCAUCCCCAGGCUCACCAUCACCACCAAUAUCACAACCAUCAUCAGGAGAGGCUGCCUAGUGAUCUAGACGACAUGUCCAUCGAGAGGUUUGAGUGUGACAUGGAGUCUGUUCUUCAUGACACGCUGAUGGACGGAGACUCGCUGGACUUCAACUUUGACCCCAUGGUAACCUCUCAGGGGUUCAGUCAGGGGGUUGGGGUGAAGACCACCACACACAGCUGGGUGUCUGGCUAGGACACACCCCUCUCAGACAGAUUUUUCACCAUUCACCACUGGCCUUUCACCCUUCGCCACUGGCUUUCAUUGAGAGAAUGGAAAGGUCUAAAGAAACCAUUGCCCCUCUCCACAGGACUAUCAUCAGCCCGUCCCAAUUCUCUCACUAUCCAUUGCAGAUCUGUAAGGUGGAAGAAAUAAUCAAUUUUGUGAAGAUCGAAGGGUAAGGGCCAAGGGGAAGGGCUAGAGAGUGAACCGGGGCUGGCUGAGACUGCUUGUUUGGAGGGAACGUCUCGUCUGAAGUUGGCUUUCUUUGUAAAUACAGCAGCGAUCGACUCGGCCCAAUAUCAUUCACUUCAACAGAACCUGGAAGAAGCUGGAGCCUGAUUUACAAAAAGCUAUGUUUUGUUGUGAAAUAUAUUUUCAUUUUUAUUAUGUUAUUUUCGUUUUUGGGAUCUCACAUUAUGUUUUUGCAAGUGUGUUUCUUUUUUAUGUUCAGUGACAAAAUCACACAAGAUCAGGGCUAGUUUUAGCUCUUCAAAAACAACUGGAAUGGAGUCUGUUCUACUCUACAUUCAAGUGGGGUCAGUCCCACCCCAUCAGGGUGCUUUUCAACAAGGUUGUCAAAAAAGCAUUUGGCAUAUUAUGUAUGAAUAAAAUAGUAGGGAUGUAAAAUAUGCUACAAUACUUCAAACAUAUGUAAUGUAUACUGUGUGUAUAUUUGUGAUGAGGAAUAUUCUUACAUUUUUAUCAUAUUUCCUUUCUCUGUGUGCAUUUAAAAUUCCUUUUUCAUUGCCUCUCAUUGCCUUUCAAAUGACCAAUAUGCUAUGUUGAACCAUCUACCCAGGAACCAAUCCAGCAUAGGGAUAGCCAAAGUCACAGUGAUUCAGUGAUAGGACAAAUCAGACUAGUUCAGUGAUAAUAGAUAUAUGUAUUUUAGUGAUAGGACAAAUCAGACUAGUUCAGUGAUAAUAGAUAUAUGUAUUUUAGUGAUAGGACGAAUCAGAGAAGUGCAGCAAGUGGUUACUAACAUCUCAGUCUAUUCUUACCUCAGCUGUUCAUCACUCUUCCCUUCUCUUGCCCUUCAAGUCGCUUUCGAGUUACGAUUCCUAAUUCCAUCUACUUUUCUCUAAUCAUCAUCUAUCUAAUUGUGACAAUCACACUCUCCCAGGCCUUCAUUCAGCUCGCGUCCCUGACUCCGUUUUCUCACUCCCACCAUUUCCCUCCCACUCUCCUACCCUUUUCUAACUCACCUCUCUUUGUGCCUUAUUACGCUCACUCUCUCUCUUUCUCUCUCUCUCUCUCUCGCCCCCUCUUCCUCUCUUUCUCGGUCUGUGGGUGUGAGGGCGCUGUAUGCAUUAGGAGGGCAGUGAUAAUUUGAGAGGCUGAUAAUGGACUUUAGUUUCUCACAUAACAGUGCUCAACAGCAGAACACCGGAUUUGAGCUUUUCUCCUCCCUAGCAACCCUCCCUCUCUCCCUCCUUUUUUUUUGUAACACACCAAAACGUGUAACCUAAAUCACCUGAUGUGUUAGAGUCGGUGUGCUGAUUCACUGCACCUUUUAUAGUCUCGGAUUUGUGUGAGUAAGUUUGGGAAAGUCAAGGCUUUAUUUGUUACUAGGACUUUGCAUUGUAGUUUAGAAUAAUUCCCUGCGUGACCUGUGAGAAUCUGUGUAGUGCUGGAGUAGCCUGGUCGAGUCUGCACCUAUAGGUUGCCAUUUGGGACUUGACCUAAAUCAGCCAUCUCAAACUCCAGGCACGGGAGCGACUGUAUAUCAGUCCCACAAGAUGCUUUCUUGUGUUCCCCAGAUUAAAAUCGAAUUUGAGUUUGAGGUCUAAAUGGGGUCUAAAUUGAGGUCUAAAUUCCCCUCUUUACCAGCCUCUCCCCCACGUGGCUGUUUACUAAACAUGUUUAAUGAAUGCAAUUUAAGAUGAAUUUAACGCACACUCACACACUCAUACCUCAACUUAUUUGUACCUCUCACCGUUCUGUCACAGUACGUGGGGAUUGGGUAUGUAAAAUGUGAUCCGUAACUUUUUGCUUGAUAUACAGUAUGGAUGGACAUGUUAUUGGUGUUACAAUGGACCGUUCACAAAGCUUACCAGCUAUAUGUGUACUGGGUGAUGUAAUAUCUUUCUUCUUUCACUUUUUGUUGAUUCCAUUUUUUUUUUCUCAAAACAAAAUCCCUAACCUACUUUCAGCAUGUGACCUCACUGUAAAUAAUAAGAAAUUAAUAUGUAGAUUAUUUGAAAUGAAUGAAACAUUUAAGAUAGGGUAGGCAGCACCAAAAGAGACCCUAUUGUGAGAGACUGCCUGUAUUCAAAAUGGUCCUGUAUUCCCUAUAUAGUGCACAUGGGGUUCUGUUCAAAAGUAGUACACUACAUAGGGAAUAUGGUGCCAUUUGAGACCGACACACUAUGUUAGUUCCGGUUUUCAGAUCAUCAUUAUUGAGAAAAUGAUAUCGUAUAAAAUCUUCUUCUUAUUAUCUGAACUUUUUGUCACUAUUUUAUUUGAUCAUAGAUACUCAACAAAAAAUGAAGUAUUCAGCUAAUAUAUUAUGCAAUGAUUUAAGUGCUCUUUUUGUUUCUGGAAACUGACAUUGUUACUUAGCUGCUGUUUAUAUAUAAAAAAACAAAUAACUGAAAGUAGACAUUUUGAAAUUGACUUCGUAAACAACGUAUACACAAAAGAUAACGUGAAUAAAAGUCGGACCAAUUUACGUUUACAAUGUUGCACUUCUAAAGUUUUGUAGUUGCUCAAGUGUUUUGUAUAAUUCGUUUUGACUGUAAAGAUUUGACAGAAAACUGCUUAUCCUCAAACAUAAACAAGUGUUUGGGCCUGUUACAUUUCUUAAUUUAUGUACAGAAAGUAAAAUGUAUUUUGAUAUUUGUCUGAGAUUUGCCAUAAAAGUACAAUGAGAUUUGUUUAUGAAUUACAAAUGAUCUACAGUGGGGUCCGGAAUUAUUGGAUCUCUUAAUAAAGAUAUGUUUCUUUGAAUAAAGUAUG